GGAAGUUCAAGAACCUGGUCACCUGGUGGAGAGCAACCUAUCUAGUUGUAAGAACUUUCAUGGCGAAGCUGGUCCUGGUGCUAGCGAGUCAUGACAACAGCGCCGAGAGUGUCUGAAAAGUAAGACGGGAGUUUUGUGGUUAUUGCUGUGAUCUGGGCUUCAUACAUCGGGCGUCAGGCAAUUGUGGUUCACAAGGACAAUACAGGGCAUCGUUGUGAUAGUCUGCGCUCCAAUGGCUUCUGCGGAAGGCGGAAUGUGGCACCGCGUCAAUAGUGUCCAAUCCAAGAAGGCCAAAGACCGGGAAAUAGUCUCGCUGCGCCGGCCAGCCGUUCUGGAUUUGCCCUCUGGUUUGGAGAGCCCUGAGAGCUGUAGAAGCCCCCACGGUCACAAAACCCCUGAACCAGCUUUUUCAACUAACGCCCCCGUAGUCCUGCGCAUGCACCCAGCGGCUGUUGUGAAACCCCCUGUCAAGGAUUUCAUCAACCCAGCACUCUCUGAUGACUUGCUUGCCAGCGUUCUUUCGUGCCUGACCAACAGCAAAGACCGGGCCGCCUUUUCCCAGGUUUGCAAGCGAUGGUGCGAUCUUGAGGGAGCGCUGCACACGAAAAUUCGUUUCCCUGGGGGUAAGCAGCUGGCGGAGCAUGUGACCCAGGCCCUAACGCGGUUUCCUAACCUAGUCGAAGUGACGGUGGACGAGCGCGCAGUGAAGAAGAGCUUCUGGCGCAGGGGCAACGCGAGCAAGGGCGCGAUGGAGGCGGCCAUGCGCCAGGUGUCGCACUCCUGUGCGACUCUAGAGAAGCUCAACUUUUACAGCUGUACGGCCCUCACCGACAAGAUGCUGCAAUACGUGGUGGCCGAGUGCCCCUCCCUGCGAUCCCUCCGCCUCGUGCGGUGCGAGAAAGUGGGCAAGUCGCAUAAGAAGCGGUUCAAGUCGGGGGCGUCGGAGCCCGAGUCAAAGAACCAGAGCCCUGAGAUGGUGUCUCCACACUUCAUGACGGCAUGCGCCAACAAUCUGGUGCAACUCAAUCUGUAUGGCACAGGCGUGGACGACACCGCGGUUGCGGCAAUUGGGCGCUAUUGCAAGGGGUUGGAGAGACUCAGCCUGGCGGGCUGCCAUGACGUCACGGACUCGGGGCUGAAGCUGCUUGGGGAGGGGUGCAAAAGGCUGCAGGACUUGAAUGUUGUGCGCUGCUGGCGCGUGACCGACAAGGGCCUGGCUGCAAUUGGAGAGGGCUGUGGGGCGACCAUCAAGUUCUUAAGCCUCGGGUUCCACACCGAGGUGCAUGACCGCGGCAUGCGCGCCCUUGCAACGAGCUGCCCAAACCUGGAGUUGCUGGCGGUCUCGGACUGCAACAACAUGACGGACGCGGGAGUUCGGACGGUGGUGCGGCGCUGCAAAUGGCUGCGGAUCUUGAAGAUUACGGCGUGCCUGCAGGUCAAGGACGUGUCCCUGGACCUGAUCGGCCGGCUGGCAACUAGUCUGGAGAUUUUGGAGCUGCGGAGCCUGAUCAUCACAGACCGCGCGUUCUCACACCUGGCCGCCGCGGGGGGCAGCCCCGCCUUAAAGCGGAUAGUACUUGCGGGGUGCCCUUAUAUAACCGACAAGGGCCUUAUGUCGCUUGCGGGCCAAGAUUCGUUCUCUUUGCGAUCGGUGGACGUGCGGCACUGUCGGGAAAUCAGUACGCCCGCGCUCGCGCGCUUCAUGGUGCGGUGCGCGACGCUUGAGCAGAUGGACGUGGACAAAGGGAGGACGGAGGAACUAGACGCGGAGCUGCAGAAGGUGCGGGCGAGCACGGCCUAAGGGGCGCUCGAAGGAGUGGUGGGAUUUGAGUUCAAUCUGCCCAAAGCCGUUGAUUUAAAAGCGAGGCGGAAUUGAGAGCUCGGGAAAUGGGCUUGUACUUUAGGUUGACUGUGUCUGAGAAAGGGUGGAGCUUAACCAAGGGCUUCUGUAGGCAAUCAUCCGAUGUAGUUUAUGGGGAUCCGGUGUAGUUUAUGGGUCCGUUUCGUUUGUGUGACAACGAGUUAAGCCUUUCCUUGUAAGAGAAGGUGGAGAAACAAUGAAACGUUUUGGUCUGGUUGCCUGUAGUUUGUUCUUAACAAACCUGGAGAUACUCGGCAGCGGGUCUUAGAUUCACGGCUUUCGGCUGGAGCUUCCUUCGUUGUGGCAGUUACAUGGAGCAGCUACAAGUACAUCGCAUAGAAUAAUCAUAGCACGUGUUGUCCAGAGCUUAAGUACAUUUCGCCCACGCCAACAUAAACACACUGAAGCUCUUAUAGCUAUAUUUGAAAAGAACCAAAAACUGGAUUUUCGCGAGCAAGUUUCUUGUUUAGCAACUCGUUGCACAACCUACUCAUA
Messenger RNA from Klebsormidium nitens, 2356 nucleotides. Lineage: Eukaryota; Viridiplantae; Streptophyta; Klebsormidiophyceae; Klebsormidiales; Klebsormidiaceae. The record is from the annotation of a GenBank genome assembly.